AUGGAGAUACACCAAUCAAUUUCGCGGUCGGGUCUGAUCACCAACGUGCUACCGCGUCAUGAGCAGGGCGGCAUCUUUGCUGCCGAGGGCUACGCGCGCGUUUCGGGUUCCCCCGGUGUGUGCAUUUCCAGCUCCGGCCCCGGAGCGACAAACUUUAUGUCCGGCCUGGCGGACGCUCUCUCGGACAGCAUCCCGCUAGUGGUGAUAACCGGACAAGUCCCCAGAUGUGUCAUGGGGACUGGCGCUUUCCAGGAGACACCUGUCGUCGGCAUCACUAAAUUGGUCACUAAGAGGAAUUACCUUAUUCCCGGAUAG
Erythranthe guttata (spotted monkey flower) is the source of this 315-nucleotide messenger RNA. The record is from RefSeq and is a predicted model, not a curated record. NCBI's taxonomy places the organism in Eukaryota, Viridiplantae, Streptophyta, Magnoliopsida, Lamiales, Phrymaceae.